AUGAGUACUGAUCUUAAAUAUACACCUGAUGCUGAACAGCUUACAACGGAAGAGCACUCAGAAAAGGAUAUCUACUCUCUUGAAGGAAGUAACAAUAAUAAAGACGAUAUAAGAUACAACGACUUAUCAUGGUAUAAAGUUUCCCAUUUACGUUACCUCAACUUCUGUAUUCUAUUGAUCUCGUUGUCAUCCACUACCUUAGGGUAUGACAGUUCUAUGUUGAAUGGCCUACAAUCGUUGGCAUACUGGAGAGAUUACAUGGGAAACCCUACUGGUACUACGUUAGGUGCUUUAACCAACGGGACCAUUUUUGGUCUUAUUUUAGCGAAUCCAUUAGCACCAUAUGUUGCGGAUAAAUUUGGUAGAAGAGUUGCUAUAAUUUCUGGUCAAAUCAUUGUUAUCAUUGGUUCAGUUCUUCAAGGUGCUUCCACUAAUUAUGCAUUCUUUUUAGUAUCAAGAAUAAUCGCAGGGGUUGGUUCCAUUUUGUCAAUGGUUUCUUCUCCAGCACUUAUAUCAGAGAUUUCAUAUCCUACCCACAGACAUGUUACUACUACAUUCUUCAACACAAACUACUAUAUUGGGGCUGCCAUUGCAGCUUGGAUAACGUUUGGAACUAGUGGUCUUAGCGACGAAUAUUCCUGGAGAAUUCCUUCUUACUUGCAAGGGUCCAUAGCACUCAUUCAAUUGUCAUUAUUCUGGAUGGUUCCAGAAUCACCAAGAUAUUAUAUAAGUAAAGGAAAAAUAGACAAAGCUGAGGAAGUUUUGAUGAAACAUCAUAUCGGAAAUUCCCAAGAUCCUGGUGAUAUUGGCUUAAUCAAAUUUGAGGUGGAAGAAAUUCAAGCUGCGUUGGAAAUGGAAAAGAUAUCCGCAAGUACUAGCUAUUUGGAUUUUUUCAAGACAUCAGCUAACCGUAAGCGCCUUUUCAUUUGUUUUUUUAUUGCAGUUUUAAUGCAGCUUUCAGGGAACGGAUUGGUUUCUUUUUAUUUAAGUAAAGUAUUAAAUUCAAUCGGUAUUACAGACGAAAAAGAACAAUUGAAAAUUAACGGGAGUUUGAUGAUUUAUAAUUGGGUUACGGCAGUAUCUGUUUCGUUCGUAGUUAAUAAAUUUAGAAGAAGAACAUUGUUCAUUACUUCUACAAUUUUGAUGUUAAUUACGUACGUUAUCUGGACAGUGUUAUCUGCUAUUAACGAACAACGUAACUUUGAGCAAGCAUCACUCGGUAAAGGAGUUCUUGCUAUGAUCUUCUUUUAUUACUUGGGAUACAACAUGGGAGCCAAUGGCUUGCCUUACUUGUACUUAACUGAAAUCUUACCUUACAACCAGAGGACUAAAGGCAUUAACAUCAUGUUAAUACUUUUCAACAUUAUUUUGAUAUACAAUGGUUUCGUUAACCCAGUCGCUAUGGAUGCGAUUUCCUGGAGAUAUUACAUUGUAUAUUGUUGUGUUAUCGUUAUCGAGAUUGUGGUCGUCUACUUCUUUUUGCCAGAAUUAAAAAUGAAAUAA
Molecule: messenger RNA, 1503 nt
Organism: Debaryomyces hansenii CBS767
Lineage: Eukaryota; Fungi; Ascomycota; Pichiomycetes; Serinales; Debaryomycetaceae
Product: DEHA2G06468p
Exons: 1
Coding region: 1-1503 (500 amino acids)
Biological process (GO): carbohydrate transport; transmembrane transport
Cellular component (GO): membrane
Molecular function (GO): carbohydrate:proton symporter activity
Source: RefSeq, a predicted model, not a curated record